Messenger RNA from Camellia sinensis, 1710 nucleotides. RefSeq names its product ribonuclease P family protein (gene POP4). Lineage: Eukaryota; Viridiplantae; Streptophyta; Magnoliopsida; Ericales; Theaceae. The record is from RefSeq and is a predicted model, not a curated record. Gene Ontology annotation, molecular function: ribonuclease P RNA binding. Gene Ontology annotation, biological process: rRNA processing; tRNA 5'-leader removal. Gene Ontology annotation, cellular component: ribonuclease MRP complex; ribonuclease P complex.
CUUAAGAUUCAGGUAAGCUUCCUUGAUUCCUCUUCUAUUUGAUUCUUUCUUUCUCUCCCUCUUAUUUGAUUCUUCAUUCCGGGCAAGUUAAACUUUGUGGGUUGUUGUUGAGCUUCAUUUCCCUCUCUGACUGGCGGCUUGGGGUCUGCUUCUCAUUGCAACGUGACAGUUGACAUUGAUAUUGCAAUGACGACUGGCACAACUCUUCAAGAUCAAAAGAAACGCACCUUAGACGCAUUACAAAGAAGGUUUGCCCUUGCAGAAGCCGAGCUUCAUUUGCAGCAACAAAAGAACAAAAAGAGACCUCAUGAAGAAAACAAGGGAACAACUCAUAACGUGAAUUCUUCUUCCGCAAAUGUGACUGAUGCAUUACCCUCCUCGAAUGCCUCAUCCAAGAAAGGCAAGUUUUCCUUCUCAGGCCACGCUGCGACACAAGAUGUAGAAGCAAAUGAUUCAACAUAUUUUCAACUAUCUCAUCCUGUACAUGAGAAUCUGCUGCCAACAAGUCUCAACAUUUCUGAUAGAAGAGGAAGCAUAGUCAAUCAGGUUGUGCAUGACCUUCUCCAAAGUGGUGAUUCAGCUCAGAAAUACAUGCAGGGAUCCAGAAGCAUGAAAAUUGACAAUUGGAUUCUUCUUGAUAAUCUUGUACAAGGUCGCGGUGCUUCUCGUAGUGCUCGUAUCAGGGCUUUGAAGACUCACUCAAAGCGGUCAAAAAAGCACAUGUCUAUGAAGCAACAUAAAAAAUGUGGAACGUUGGAUUUGCCUCAAGAGCUCCACAACUUUGAUAUUUUCAAGCCAAUGCAUGAAAUGUGGAAAGGCUACAUGGUGCAACUUCUUAAAAAUGUGGGGGAAAAUCAAUUGACAAAAUGCCUUCUGACUGCAGACCUACAUGGUGCGAUGAUUCUAGUUGUUCAGUGUAAAAUAGCUGCCUUCACUGGAGUGAGUGGUAUCAUGAUUCGAGAAACUGAAGAGACAUUUGGAAUAAUUACACAAGAUAAUAAAUUCCGAGUUGUGCCCAAAAAGCUUUCUGUUUUUAUGUUCCAAGCUGAUUGCUGGAAAAUUACAUUGCAUGGAGACAAACUUGCUUCAAGAAAUGUAGGGUCGUGAUGCUGAUGUUGAUAGUUGCAUCCCUGAAAUCAAACAAUGGGAUAGAGUUCCAAGAAAUCCACUUCCAGCCAUCUUCAGAAAGUCAGUUGAGGAGUUCUACGACAAUGAGAAACCAAAUGAGGUGAAUUCUUUUUGCGAUUUUGACUAUUGCUAGAGAAUUUAUGGUUGGCUUCAGAGGAUAGGACAAAUAUUUGGUGCAUCAAUAGGCUGUAAUUUUGUUUUUGGACCUAGCCAAAAUUGCUCUGGUAAUAGGAUAGGAGAACCCUAUUCUAAUUGCAAAUUCCAAAAAGAGAUGAGUUGAUUUCUUGUUCUUUACAAAAAAAAGGAUUUCUCAGCAGAUGUGCACUUGAAAUAGUCUUUGAUUAGAGACUCACUUCGAUGAACAAGGCAAUGGUCUCAACUCCUGAGACAAUGCCCUAACAUCCUUAGGAUCCGCACACGAUCGUAUGGUCUUGGGGCCUUUGGGCUAGUGCCCCAGGAAUAUCGAAUAAUUUCUAGCAAUAGAUGGUACGUCAAAGAGCAAUGUCAUAUACAUUGAUUUUUUUCACUAUUUCGGCCCUAUUUGGUAGAACUUGUUUAGCUUAAAAUUUGAAAUUCAAUGGA